Poecile atricapillus (Black-capped chickadee) is the source of this 2696-nucleotide messenger RNA. Its product is annotated as acyl-coenzyme A synthetase ACSM3, mitochondrial-like. Gene Ontology annotation, cellular component: mitochondrial matrix. Gene Ontology annotation, molecular function: fatty acid ligase activity; fatty-acyl-CoA synthase activity. The transcript has 14 exons. The coding region runs from base 798 to 2555 and encodes 585 amino acids. The record is from RefSeq and is a predicted model, not a curated record. Gene Ontology annotation, biological process: fatty acid biosynthetic process; acyl-CoA metabolic process. NCBI's taxonomy places the organism in Eukaryota, Metazoa, Chordata, Aves, Passeriformes, Paridae.
GCAACAGAUUUGGAAUAUGAGGAGAAAAAGCAGAAUGACAACACCUGGAAAAACAAAGUGUGGAAGAAAAAGGAGAAAACAUUCUUGAGGAUAUGUGGUAUUGGAACCACUUUUGCCAUUGACCUACAAAUUUUCAAAAGGAAGGAAGUUCAAAUAAUUCCAAGUGUGGAAUGGGAGAGAGAUAGACGGACUCAGGUGCAUACAGAGGUCUAAUUUUUUUUACAGCAAUUUGUAUAAACAGCUUCCUUUAGAAAAAUGGGUGAAACUACAAGGCUUUGAAAAUUACAAAUGAAUGAGAAAUUAAUAAAAAUAUAUGUUUGUCCUGAGGUGGGUAUCAGCAAUUAAUUAGCAUCCAAAACCUACCACUGUGACAUUCUCAAAUUUUUUCAGAGUGGAAAGAAAAAAUAAUUUCUUUUCAAUGUUUCUCUUCAUCAUGACGAAUUUGUGACCUACUUAAAUGGUUAAAGAUGAGGAAAAAGUGGUCCAGGUUAAGGUGCAAAUUAUGCAUAAUUAACAAUGGUGUAAAUGAUUACAGGAAAAAAGUUACUCCACAGAAAGAGCUUUGCUGCUUGGUCUGUUUUGUGCCACCUUCUGUUCUCGUUACUCCAGAGGAAGUGAGUAAGAAAGUCAGACGCGUUUCACUCCAAAACCUUUAUGAAGGAGUGCUCAGGCUUCACAUCUCCAGGGAACAGCUGAUCUUUACAGUGCCUCAUAUGGGAAACAUGUCCUAACAGGUGACUGAUUCUUUAGAUGUGUACCUGAUUCUCCCCUCACUGUCUGCUAAAACAUCAUUUAUCAUGAGAACAUUUAUUAAAUCCUGGAUUCCUCAGUGCUUGUGGAUUCUCAGGUCACCUUGCAGAUCAUUCCAUGGAAACAACAGACUUCUUACAUCUCAGAUUAUUUCCCAUUAUGAAUCUAUAAUCCAGAAUAAAAAGGAGUUGCCAGAGUAUUUCAACUUUGCAAGUGAUGUCUUAGAUGAGUGGGCACAACUGGAAAAGGAUGGAAGAAAACCAGCAAAUCCAGCUUUUUGGUGGGUCAAUGAUGAGGGAGAGGAGGUGAAGUGGAGCUUUCAGGAGCUGGGCUCUCUGUCCAGGAAGGCAGCCAAUGUACUUUCUGAGGCCUGUGGUUUGCAGAGAGGAGACAGAGUUACAGCAAUUCUGCCUCGUGUUCCUGAGUGGUGGCUCCUGAAUGUGGCCUGCAUGCGAGCAGGAAUUGUCUUUAUUCCAGGAACAUCCCAAUUAACAGCCAAAGAUAUCUCCUACCGACUCCAAGCUUCCAAGGCCAAGUGCAUCAUUACCAAUGACACACUGGCACCUGCAGUGGAAUCUGUCCUGCCUGGCAGCCAGUUCCUGAAAAGUAAACUCAUUGUAGGCCAAGGGAGCAGGGAUGGGUGGCUGAACCUCAAAGAACUCCUUGCGGUUGCAUCUGCUGACCAUCAAUGUGUCAAGUCAAGGAGUCAAGACCCAAUGAUAGCGUAUUUUACCAGUGGAACUACAGGCCUCCCAAAAAUGGUGGUGCAUUCCCACAGCAGUUACGGCAUCGGAUUUACAGCCACUGGCAGGUAUUGGUUGAACUUGACUCCUUCAGAUAUAAUGUGGAAUACCUCUGAUACUGGCUGGGCAAAAUCAGCCUAUAGCAGUGUUUUUUCACCUUGGAUCUGUGGAUCCUGUGUCUUUGUACACAAUAUGCCACAGUUUAAACCAGAAGUUAUUGCAGAGACACUCUCAAGAUACCCCAUCACCACCUUCUGCACGGCUCCCACCGCCUUCCACAUGCUGGUCCAACAUGAUAUGAGCAGCUACAAGUUCCCGAGUCUGAAACACUGUGUAACUGGAGGGGAAGCACUCAGUCCUGAUGUGUAUGCAAAGUGGAAAAUCCAGACAGGGCUGGAUAUCCAUGAAGGUUAUGGCCAGAGCGAAACAGUGGGAAUCUGUGCCAAUACAAAAGGAAUGAAAAUUAAACCCGGCUCUUUGGGAAAAGCUCUUCCCCCUUAUGAUGUGCAGAUCGUAGAUGACCAAGGGGCUGUUGUGCCUGCAGGAGAAGAGGGCACCAUUGGGAUCCGAGUGAAACCCACACGACCCUUCUGUCUGUUCUCCGAGUACUUGGAUAAUCCAGAGAAAACUGCUGCCUCUGUGCGUGGAGAUUUUUAUCUCACUGGGGACAGAGGCGUUAUGGAUGAAGAGGGAUAUGUCUGGUUUGUUGGAAGAGCUGAUGAUAUCAUAAAUUCUGCUGGGUAUCGCAUUGGCCCAUUUGAAGUGGAGAGUGCAUUGAUAGAGCACCCAGCAGUCUCAGACGUGGCUGUUGUCAGCAGUCCCGACCCACAGAGAGGGGAGGUGGUCAAAGCCUUCAUUGUUUUAGCUCCUGCUUUUAAAUCACAUGAUCCAGAAAAAUUAAUUCAUGAGCUUCAACAACAUGUCAAGAAGGUGACUGCUCCUUACAAGUAUCCAAGGAAGGUGGAGUUUGUUCAGGAUCUGCCAAAGACAGUUACUGGGAAAACCCAGAGAAGUGUUCUAAGGAACAAAGAGUGGGCAAGAGUACGACAAGAGCAAAAAUGAAAAAAACCAAAAACAAAAACAAAACCAAAGUGUAACUACAACUCUUAGAUACAUACAAAUAAAUAAAAGAGAAAUUAAUAAAAAUAAUCUUUGUCCUGUGGUGGGUAUCAGCAGCACAUUGAUAUAUUCUUUUCAAUAAGU